AUGGAAGAUAAAAAACUCACCAUCGAUGAUUUUGAUCUGAAAUAUGUUUUAGGAAAGGGUUCUUUUGCAAAAGUGGUGCUUGUGAAAAAGAAAGAUACAAAAAAAUUAUACGCAAUGAAAAUCUUAAAAAAAGAUUAUAUUUAGCGCAGAAGGUAAGACUAAAACGUAAUGGUCGAGAGAAAUUUAUUGGUUGAAAUGAAUCAUCCUUUUAUUAUUAAAGUUAAACACACCUUUCAGAGUGAAAAAAAGCUUUAUUUCUGCUUAGAGUAUUGUCCAGGGGGUGAACUCUUCAAUUUACUUUAUAAGAAAGAACGCUUCAACGAAGAUUAAACAAGGUUUUAUGUUAGCCAAAUGAUAUUAGCCAUUGAAUUCUUACAUGAAAAAAAUGUUAUUUACCGCGAUUUAAAACCUGAAAAUGUGCUUAUAGAUAAAUAAGGCUACAUUAGAGUAACCGACUUUGGUCUCUCUAAGUAAAAUGUAAAGGGUAAUUAUGAAGCAAAAUCUGUAGUAGGUACUCCUGAAUACUUAGCUCCAGAAAUUUUAGAAGGAAAGGGUUACGGAAAAACUGUAGAUUGGUGGACACUAGGUUGUAUUAUUUAUGAACUCCUUACUGGACGUCCCCCUUUCUAUAAAGAUGAAGGUAAAGAAGAUUUAUUUUAGCAAAUUCAAUAAAACAAAGUAGAAAUUGAAAAAAAUUGGAUCUCCGAUUGUAAAGAUCUUGUCCUAAGUCUCCUAUAAAAAGAUCCAAAACUGAGAUUAGGGUUUAAUGGAGCACAUGAAAUUAAAGAUCACCCAUGGUUUAUGAGUUUAGACUGGGAUGUGCUCAAAAAUAAAAAAUAUACGCCUCCAUUUGUUCCUGAUAUUAAAAACGAAGACACUCCAGGUUAUGUAGACAAAUAUUUUUUAAAUAUGAAUAUAUAAAGCGUGGAAUAAAACUCCUUAAAGAACGAUUAUAAAGAUUUCAAAGGAUUUACCUAUGAUAGUUAAAGUUUCUAAGUUAUUGGAAAUCCUGUAUUAUGA
Messenger RNA from Tetrahymena thermophila SB210, 1020 nucleotides. Its product is annotated as Serine/Threonine kinase domain protein. The record is from RefSeq and is a predicted model, not a curated record. Gene Ontology annotation, biological process: protein phosphorylation. Lineage: Eukaryota; Ciliophora; Oligohymenophorea; Hymenostomatida; Tetrahymenidae. Gene Ontology annotation, molecular function: ATP binding; protein serine/threonine kinase activity. The transcript has 2 exons.